Saccostrea echinata is the source of this 5475-nucleotide messenger RNA. RefSeq lists its product as uncharacterized. NCBI's taxonomy places the organism in Eukaryota, Metazoa, Mollusca, Bivalvia, Ostreida, Ostreidae. The record is from RefSeq and is a predicted model, not a curated record. The coding region runs from base 43 to 5475 and encodes 1810 amino acids. Gene Ontology annotation, molecular function: protein binding; calcium channel activity. The transcript is spliced from 29 exons. Gene Ontology annotation, cellular component: membrane. Gene Ontology annotation, biological process: detection of mechanical stimulus.
AAUAAUGUUCUGGAUUUAGUUGCCACAGGUGUAGAAAAGGAAAUGAAAGAAAAUGACGACCUUUUCCCGUUUGUAGAUGAUUAUGCUAACGCUCUUUCAUACGUGAUUACCAUUCUACAAAUGAAAGGAUGUGCUAUAGGGCAAAGUGAAAACUGUACCAUUAGUCCUCUAUCAUUUGAAACAAUUUUAAAAAAGGCAGAGGAUAAUCUUAUACGAAUAACAAAUCUUUGGCUGGAAACUAAUGAUGGACGUGGUCAACAGAGGACCAUUGACAAGAGGGACAUUCUUUCACUGACUGUUCUUAAAGAUAAAGGGAAAUAUUUGCCAUUCGACUUCACAACAAAGUACGGUUAUCUGAAGCUUCCUUACUUUGAAACCUUUCAAGACAGUCUUGGAGAUAAGAUUGUCGCCAUUAACGUAUUAACAUACAUCAAAAGCCCGUAUAACUACGUGAAUAACACAGAAGCCACAUCUUCAUCUAUAGUUAAACCGGUUGUAACCGACAAGAAAGGCAAACGUCUCAACCUUAAUGAUUUGGAUGAUCCCGUUGACAUGGCUGUUGAUAUGUCUCAGGUUUUUACUGCUACACACACGUGGUUGGAACCAGAAAUUCUUACGGAUGGAUCAUCUAUGGCGGUAGCAUUUGUUAAUGAAACUAAUGAAGCAUUUUCCGUGGAGUUUAAAAUAAAAUCUUUCCUCGAAUGUCAAAUAAAUGGUAUAUUUGGAUAUACUGGGUUACCGACUUAUUUAAAGAGGAAUAUUGCAGUAACAACUAAAGGCGUAAAAAAAGUGUUAAAGAAAACGCCAGAUGAUUUGCCAGUCUUUUUCAAAGACUCUGUACUUCAAAUAACAGUUUAUAAUACCAAAUAUCCAACAGAUGGCUACUUGGAUCCGUUAGUGUUAACUUUGAGUUGUCAAGAUGAUGUUGCAAGACGAAAGCGAAGAGAUUUAACUGACUACAUCGGUCAUUACUAUCGAGUUCAGAUUUUGAGUGUGGUUAAUCUUGCUGGUGUGCUGUGGAAGAAAUCAACAGCCUCGAAGAUUGUAAAGGCAGAGGGGGAUAUAUCUGUUUUCAGAAGUACCUUUUUCGGAACAUUUGGGUCUGAUGCCCUGAUCUCGUUACCUACUCCAAUUAAUUUCCAAGAAAUUUUCCUUAACUUUCUGGAAAAAUUAGAAUCCACUCCACAAGUGCUCGCCGCUGAGGUCUUUUUGAUAAUUUUUUUCAUUGUUAUUGUUAUACCUUUACGUAAAGCAGACCACAAUGACAUGCUGUUGUGGGAGUACCUACCAGUCCUUGAUAAUCAGCCUGAUGAUAAAUUUCAGUACUGUUUGUCCAUCUUUACUGCAAUAAAAUCUUCAAGACACCUGACAUCUACGGUUUACCUAAAAUUGACAGGAGAAAACGGAUCAACAAGUGAAAGAAUUAUUAAAACAAAUUGCAGAGAGGAUUUUCGAAGUGGCACAUGUUGUAAUUUUCUUUUGACAACUGAAGAACAUAUAGGAAAAUUGGAAUCCUUAACAGUGUGGCAUGACAACAAGGGAAAAAGUCCUGAUUGGAAGUUGUCAAAAGUUGUGGUUAUUGAUCUAUACACCGGAGAUCGUUUUGUGUUUUUGUGUGGAGAAUGGCUAUCCUUGAAAUACGACGAUGUAAAAACUUUCCGAAAACUUGUUCCUUUAACACCGGAAAUUAUAAAUGGUGAAGUUGUUUUCACAGAACUAAGUUUAAGAGGUUUUUUUGAUGACCACCUUUGGAUUUCGCUGUCAAAGCGACCAAACUAUAGUAGAUUUUCCAGGGUUCAAAGACUUUGGAGCUUAGUUGCUUUAUUGUUCUUGUCAAUGGUUGCAUCUGCUAUGUGGUAUAACGCUGAACCUACAGAAGAGGAGCAGUUAGCUAGUGGGAAUGUCCAACAGUCUGUCAAACUGGGUCCUUUUAGAUUUAAUUUAAAACAAAUUUAUGUUGGAUUAAUGUCUUCUUUGAUCACGGUUAUACCUUCGGUUAUAAUUAUUUCGUUGUUUCGUAAAAGAAACUUAAAAAGUGAAAGUAAAACAACUCGGAAAGAAAAUGUGGUCUUUAAAGAAAAGGAGCGUUCUCAGUGUAGAAUGCCUUGGUGGACUAUAUUUUUCGCAUAUUUUAUUAUUAUCUCUGCCAUUGCUGCAGGGGGUUUCUUCACAUUUCUUUAUUCUCUACAAUUCGGGUCGGAAAAGACGAAUGAUUGGCUGUUAUCAUUUGUGUUCGGAACUUUUGAGGGUGCAUUUAUGAUGGAGCCACUUAAGGUACUACUUCUUGCUUCUCUUCUUGGAUUAUGCUGCAAAAGUUCUACAGACGCAUUUUUGGAGUGCGCUGGAGAAAAUCACGUGCAUAAAGUAUCCUAUGUUGAUGCAAAAUAUCGACAAGAUCUUAUUUACUUUCCUUGCCCGAACACAGAUCCUGACGUGGAAAAACUGAGCAAACAGCGGAAAUUAGUCCAGUUGGAUAAAAAACUUAAAACCUUUGGUAUAUCCUGGAUAAAGUCUAUACUGUAUAUUCUUCUGCUCGCAAUAGUGUGUUCACACAAUACUAUUACAGAAGCCUUCAGACAGAAUGAGUAUAUGAAAGGAUCGGUCAAAGAUACAUUUUUGGCAAACACUACAGAUGACAUAUAUGUUUGGAUGCAAACUUAUUUUAUUCCAAACGUGUGGCCAAAGUGGUAUGGGAACCAGGCUCUGCGGUCUGCAUAUGAGCAAAGAUUUAUGUAUGACCAGUAUAGCUAUAGGAUCUCACAUUCCAUUUUAAGACAAGUCAGAUCAGGGAACUGCUCUACGAUUGAGGAAAUGACAAGCGCAGCCCCACGAUGUAUCGACGAUUUUAAGACUGAAGAAGAAGACAGAACAUUUUAUUGUAAAGGAUGGUUACCAUCAAUAUACGUUAAUGAAACUUGCUAUGAUGAAUAUGAUCCCAUUGACAACAGCUUCGUAUACCGUACAGCAGAGGAAUUGAAGUCAAUGAUGUAUAUAGGAGAUUUUGGCGUCUACGGUGGUGGAGGUUACAAGAUAGAUUUAGGACCAAAACAGUCGUUAGUGAAUCAUUACAUCAAUCAACUUCGUAACUUUUCUUGGAUAGACGGCUAUACACGAGCGGUAUUCAUCGAAACCAAUACAUUUAACGCGAACACUAGAUUGUUUACACAUUUGAAAAUAGUGUUUGAGCUAUCUGAAUAUGGUUCCAUUUAUAUGAAAACAACUGCUAAAUCUCUGAAUCUCUAUCCUUACGUCACAAGUAUGGAUUAUAUUGUGUUGGCUUGUCAGUUCAUCUUCAUGAUAGUUGUAAUUGUACGACUUGUGUUCUUUACUAUACGUGUUUUCAAAACAAGACAUACCUGUAUGACUACUUUUUCUUCUUGGGUCACAGCAAUUGACAUAUUAAUGUGUCUUAACGCGAUAGUGUUCUAUAUUUUACGAGUAGAUUCAACAAUAAAAACGGUGGAUGACAUAAUUGAAAACAAAGGGUCAUACGUGUCCUUUGAGUAUGUCCAGAUAUACGACUUGUUAUACAAAACAGCGUUUGGAAUAGUUUUCUUUUUCGGAGUUCUUGAACUUCUUCAACCGCUGACGAUGAACUACCAUUUCUUCAUCUUGCAAAAAUCCCUUUUAAGGGCCAGAUAUGAUCUUUUCAUGUCUAUAUUCUUAAUAUCACUGGCUAUCGUUUCAUUUGGAGCCUAUUUUUACCUUUCAUUUGGAAGAUAUGCUGACAACUUUAAGGAUUUAUACUCAUCCAUUAUUACUCUUCUUCGGAUGUUACUUGCAAUGAUUUCCUUUCGUUUAAAUCCCAGUUUAAACUCGGCAGAAGGAAAGGUUUUUACAAGCCUGUUUUUCUUUACUAUAUCAAUAAUUGGGAUAAAUCUUUUUAUAGCAAUUCUCUUCAGUCACUUUGCCUACGUUCAGGCUUUGCAGAAAAAGCUAAAUACACAAGAACAUGACAAGAAAAAGGAAAAAAUCGAGGAUACAUUUGAUUUUGAAUUGAAUGCGCAUGUGUGGAGACAACUUGAUCGUAUCACACAUAUAUUUUUAGAGAGAAAAGUACAUGCAGAGUCGUUACCUCAAUCUUUUCCGGACGAAGUCCUGAAGAAGCUGGACAUUUUAGAUCAGCAUGUCAAAUUGAAAUGCCAGGAUGAGUAUUGGUUUAUGAAGUUACUUGCCUGCAUGCUUUACCUCACUAAAACUCUUCGAUGGAAUAUGUACAUGGCAAUGGAUGUCACUGCAGACUACAGCAAAACAAUGAGAAUGAGAUACAAAUUUUUUUAUCCCUUUUUUAAAAAUCCUCGACUCACAAUCUACUUUCCCGAUGCCAGUAUAUCUCACGCACCCGAAAUACAGUGUUCCAGUCUGGCACAUCGAUAUUACCCUCUCCCUUCUCAGACAAAGGAACUUCUCUGUUCUGCAAAGACCAGGAUCUACGAACUAAAGAUUCAUGAUAAUCGGCCAUUUCAGAUGAAAGUUAAUGACAUCACAAAGAGAGAGACGAUUCUUGAGUUUGAAGACGAUUUCAUAACAGAUAAAGAUUAUCUAAUAUGUAGUUUUGACGAUAGGCAGUCAUGGCAUAGAUAUGCUCUUCGACCGAGAGACGAAAAAUUAUCAUGCUUUCUUCCAAAGCUUCCAACACAUUGCUUUGUGACAGGAAGACAGGGACAUACAAUUGUCAAUGAACAAAGCCUGUUUUAUUUCCCGGACAUAGAAAUUCAUCAGAUAAGAAGAGAAAGUUGUUCAAUUUAUAUGAAAGCAGACAAAAGAAUACGUAUAUCAUUUCCACCAGGAUGUGUCGAUGAUGAUUGUGAUCUCUAUUUGAUGAUGGACUUACCCGAGAAGCAGAUUUGUCCAUUCAUUCAUGUAUAUAUCACGAAGGCCGCCGGUUGCCCUGUUGAAAUCAGUUUGCCAAUAGUUAAUCAAGGAUUGAAGAAUACAGAGAAUUUGAUUAUAAUCAGGGAAGGAGACGGUGAAUGGAUGACCUUGAAUUCUGUGUUGAAAUUAGAUGCUGCUGGAUAUACGUUUGAAACUUCCAUUAUUAAAUCAAAUGUGCCGACAGUAUUUGGAAUAAAAGAAGCUGAACUGCCUUGGGUUGAAAAUGGAUUUGACCAAUUGGAUUCAAAAUUAAUCAAGGCAAUCAAUAUGGUUUCCCGUUAUAACUCUGUUGCUGCAAAAUGGAAGGAUAUCGCUCGUAGUCUGGAUAUAGAGAUUCCUCCCGUAUUUAACGAUAAAGAGACGGACAGUUAUGAAAUUGUUAAUCUGAGGGAGUAUAGUGAAAAUCAAAGCACAGAGGAGAGGAAAUUCAUUUUAAACAGAAUUACUGAUAUUCCAAUCAGCGCACAGGAGAAAUGUCUUUAUAUCAUGGCAGAGUGGUAUCGUUUAUUUCCACGCGGUUUAGUCGUGUCGUCAUUGAAGAAAGUAUUAGAAGACUGCAAUUUACACUAUAUUGCAGAACAACUGUAUCAGAGAUUGUAG